AUGGUAUUGCCUACAAAGGAAAAUCUUUUUAAGAAGAAGGUGGUACCUGACAGGUUCUGUCCUAUAUGUUGUAGGGAAGAGGAGACCAUUUAUCAUGUACUUUGGAACUGUCAUGCAGCUGGUGAUGUAUGGGCAGCGAGGGAGAGUUCAUUGCAGAAAUGGAAUUGUGAUGAAGGGGAUUUUAUUCAGUUAUGGGACAAAUUACAUCAAUGCUUUAAUCAAGAGAAACUGGAGGAGAUAUCUGUUAUUUUAGCAGGGAUUUGCACAAGGCGAGAUGUUAAAUGGAUGCCACCCAUAGCAGACUUUACAAAAGUAAAUUUUGAUGCAGCCAUAGACCAAGCAGAGAAGAAAAUGGGAAUUGGAGUAGUAGGCAGAAACUUUAAAGGGGAGUUGCUGUUUUCUGUCUAUGCUGUUAAGAUGUUUAUUGGACCUGUAGAUCUAGCUGAAGCAAAUGCAUUAUGGAGAGCAAUGGAAAUAUGUAGUGAUUUAAAUAUUCAGCAAGUUCAGUUUGAAGGGGAUGCUCCUAAAGUUAUUACUGAUAUCUGCAAGAAAGGAGCAACAAGUUCAUGGUUGGGACAGCAAGUGGAUGAGAUCAAGUCUCUACUUCAACAAAUGCCAGAUUGGGAUGUUAAGUUUGUCUACCGAGAAGGCAAUAGUGUUGCACAUGAGUUGGUCAGAAGGGCUUUACACAUGAGUGAUGAAGUAAUUUGGAUGGAAGAGGGACCGAGUGAUCUCAUGUAUCUGAUAGACAAGGAAAAGCCAUGUAUCUCAUGA
Juglans microcarpa x Juglans regia is the source of this 774-nucleotide messenger RNA. RefSeq lists its product as uncharacterized. Gene Ontology annotation, molecular function: RNA-DNA hybrid ribonuclease activity; nucleic acid binding. The coding region runs from base 1 to 774 and encodes 257 amino acids. The record is from RefSeq and is a predicted model, not a curated record. Lineage: Eukaryota; Viridiplantae; Streptophyta; Magnoliopsida; Fagales; Juglandaceae. The transcript is spliced from 2 exons.